UUCUCAAUCCUUGUCUUCUCUCUCUCGCCCAUUGCUACCAACUUCGACUUGGAGAAUUCUUCACUCCGCCGCCGUUCAAAUUGCUUUGCCGCCACCGAAGCAAAGAGUAGAGGAUAAUGGCUGAAGAAGAAGCUAAGGGUUUGGAUUACAUACCGGAGAUUGUACUGAAAAAGAGGAAGAACAGAGAUGAGCUUGCCUUUAUCAGGAAGAAGCAACUUGAGUUGGGAAAUUUCGGCAAGAAGAAGCAGAAGAAAGUCUCUGAUAUCAAACGUCCUGAAGAUUUUGUGCUCGAGUUCAGGGCUAAGGAAAUAGAUCUUAUCCGGAUGAAGCAAAGGGUAAAGAGGCCAAAGUCAUCUCCUCCACCAGUUAAAUCAAACCUGGUUUUCAUCGUACGUAUACAAGGAGGCAAGAGCGAUAUGCAUCCAAAGACCAAGAAGAUUCUUAACAAUUUGCAACUAAGGAGCGUCUUUACUGGUGUAUUUGCCAGAGCAACUGACAGUUUGUUCCAAAAGCUUCUCAAAGUGCAGCCUUAUGUCACUUAUGGAUACCCGAAUGAUAAGAGCGUCAAGGACCUCAUAUUCAAAAAGGGAUACACAAUAAUUGAGGGAAAUCCUGUUCCUCUUACCGACAACAACAUCAUCGAACAGGCUCUAGGAGAACACAAAAUAUUUGGCAUAGAAGACCUUGUGAAUGAGAUAGCAAGGGUUGGUGAUCAUUUCAGAGAAGUUAUGAGAUUUUUGGGACCGUUGAAACUCAACAAGCCUGAGGCUGGUGUUUUGAACAGGAAGAAACAAGUAUUCAGCGAAGGAGGAGAUACUGGAAACCGUGAAGAUAAGAUCAAUGAUCUCAUCAAGAAAAUGAAUUAGAAGCAGCAACUGUUGUAAUCGCUAGCUACUUGCUAUAUUUUCCCUUAAAAAAGAAAAAUCUGAAAGUGAUGAAACGCUAUUGCAAUUUUGAUGAAAGUGACAUUCGCAAUUUUAUAACA
This is a messenger RNA of Capsella rubella, 985 nucleotides long. RefSeq names its product 60S ribosomal protein L7-1. Gene Ontology annotation, cellular component: cytosolic large ribosomal subunit. The coding region runs from base 117 to 866 and encodes 249 amino acids. Gene Ontology annotation, molecular function: structural constituent of ribosome; RNA binding. The transcript has 6 exons. The record is from RefSeq and is a predicted model, not a curated record. NCBI's taxonomy places the organism in Eukaryota, Viridiplantae, Streptophyta, Magnoliopsida, Brassicales, Brassicaceae. Gene Ontology annotation, biological process: maturation of LSU-rRNA from tricistronic rRNA transcript (SSU-rRNA, 5.8S rRNA, LSU-rRNA).